Molecule: messenger RNA, 1195 nt
Organism: Danio aesculapii
Lineage: Eukaryota; Metazoa; Chordata; Actinopteri; Cypriniformes; Danionidae
Gene: cenps
Product: centromere protein S
Exons: 5
Biological process (GO): resolution of meiotic recombination intermediates; replication fork processing
Cellular component (GO): Fanconi anaemia nuclear complex; FANCM-MHF complex
Molecular function (GO): chromatin binding; protein heterodimerization activity
Source: RefSeq, a predicted model, not a curated record
UUCUUACACUAUUGGCAAUUAUUUGGCUUGUUUUAAGGAAAAACUCACUCCAUUUAUUUUCCUUUGGCUUAGUGCUUUUAUUAAUCUGGGGCCGCCACAGCGAAAUGAACCCCCAACCCAUCCAGCAUAUGUUAUAUGCAGCAGAUGCCCUUCCAGCUGCAACCCAUCCCUGGGAAACAUCCAUACACACUCAUUCACACACAUAUGGGCAAUUCAGCUUAUUCAACUCACCUAUACCACGUCUUUGAACUUGUGGGGGAAAGUGGAGCACCCGGAGGAAACCCACGCGAACACAGGGAGAACAUGCAAACUCCAAACAGAAAUGCCAACUGACCCAGCCAGGGCUCAAACCAGCAACCUUCUUGCUGUGAGGCGAUUGUGCUACCCACUGUGCCACCGAAAACUCAUUUUGCAAUAUUAUUUCUUAAAACAAGACAAUAUAUUUUGCUUGUCUAGAAAAUGCUUCUUGAAAUAAGAUUUUUUAGAAAUUUGGACUAGAAACGAAGAAAAGCAUUUUUGCAGUGUAAAAAAUAUAUUUUUUUUUAAUGACACCUCCACAUCACUAGAAGGCGCUGACGAGGACAUAAUAAAGACUGAAGACUUCAGUGCAACGUGAAGAACCAUUGAUUCGCGGAAUUUUCAAGCCACAAAGUUGAGCUGCAGUUUAUUUAUCUUCUGAAAAUGGACGAGGAAGAGGCGCAAAAUCAGAGACUUAAAGCUGCUGUGCAUUACACUGUCGGCUCUCUCUGCCAACACAUCGCUGAGGACUGCGAGAAACAAAUCACCAAACAGACAAUAGCGGCUAUAGCGGAGACUGCGUUCGGGCAGUGCGACAUUUUUGCCAAGGACUUGGAAGCAUUUGCGAGGUAACCCUCACGAAACACCGUUACAGUGGACGACGUGAAACUUACAGCGAGGAGAACCACUGCACUGUACAACUACAUUCAACAAAAAAGCGAGGAACUGGCUUUGAACAACCAGGAAUUGAAGAAGAGGAAGAAAAAUGCUGCUAAGAGGAAGAGUAAAGACAUGGAAGCAGAGGAGAAUGAUGUUGAAGAUUGAUCAAGAUACAUGUACAAAAUUAUUUUUUCCUUUAGUUGUGUAAGUUAUACUGCCUUGAAUAAAAACAGCUAUGUAGAUAUGUAAACAAUUAAUCACAUUAAAUACUUUUCACCAAUAAUUUUGUCUUACUCAA